Lactuca saligna is the source of this 501-nucleotide messenger RNA. The record is from the annotation of a GenBank genome assembly. NCBI's taxonomy places the organism in Eukaryota, Viridiplantae, Streptophyta, Magnoliopsida, Asterales, Asteraceae.
AUGAUUGUGGAAAUCAAGAAUGAAAGGUUUACUAUGCUUUUAGGGAAAACAAAUGAUCUUCUUGUGCAUUUAGGAGUUGCUGUUAGGCAUCAAAAAGAUGCUGAACAUGAUGGAAUUGAACCUAUGAAUGCUCCAGAAACUGAAUUGCCUAAAUCGUCAUCGGCUUUAAAGAUUGGAACUCCUAAUGAAUCACAGCUUGAUGUGGACGUCGAUUUAAUUGAGGCGAAACUUGAUAAUGGAGUGAAGACCUCUGACUUACUUGAAGGACAACGACAAUAUAAUUUAGUCAUCCAUUCAAUUCAGGAGAAGGUAAUGUUUUUCUCCCACCCAAAAAUGCUCUUCAUCCUCAUCUUUGUAAAAGACAUGAAAACCCUCUUUAUCCUAAUCAUUGAAAAUAACCCAUGUAAUAGACACAAUCUUAAAGUCAUUGAGUUGUGGCUACUUAGGGGAUGUUUGGAUUGUGGGAAUUUCGAAGGAGCCCAAUGGAAUUGGAAUUCGUGA